AUGUCCAGGCAGGAUAAAGCCACGACCGAGAGAAAUGCUAAAAUUCUCAAAGAACUGGUCAAGCAGUCAGACAAUAAGGUCUGCGCAGAUUGCAAGCGGAACGAUCCUCGUUGGGCAUCAUGGAAUUUAGGUGUAUUCUUGUGCAUCCGCUGUUCAGGCAUCCAUCGUGGCAUGGGAACGCAUAUCAGCCGCGUGAAGUCUGUCGAUCUCGAUAUCUGGACACCGGAACAGAUGGAGUCGAUCCAGAAAUGGGGGAAUCGUCGUGCCAACUUGUACUGGGAAUCCCAUCUGAAGUCAGGUCAUAUCCCCCCAGACCAUAAAAUGGACUCAUUCAUACGUUCAAAAUAUGAAUCCCGGAGAUGGGCACUUGAUGGACCCCCGCCGUCCGACCCAUCAGUUCUUGAUGGUGAAACCCCAAAUGGGCAUACUUCACAAGCUGUUGAGCAGCCUCCCCCUGCGGCCACACAAUCCUCGCGGCCAUCUCAUGUAGCGAAUACCAGUAUCUCUGGUGCAAGACCAGCAUCUCCAGCUCUUCAGACCCACAUAACAACACGACAGCCUCAAUCCCGUCAGCUGCUCUCCUCCGCAAUCGCUGGCAGAGCAAUUAACACUGAAGUCCCCGUCAUUGCCUCACCGACAUCUGCUGCACCUCAGCCAACAUUGGCACAGCCCGCCCCUCCACCUCAAGAUGACCUAUUCUCACUGGACUUUCAUGCACCCGCUCAAAAGACAGCCUCAGCACCGCCAUCUAAAGAUAUGAAAUCAGACAUCAUGUCCCUCUUUUCCUCUGCUCCCGCCGUCGCCCCUAGUACUCCCAACCUGUCAACAAGUGCCAAUGCUUUCGGCGCCUUUGUAUCCCCUUCUCAGCCACAAUCAGCUUGGAACCAGCUUGGAAGCGCUCCUCAGACACAACCUCAGCCCACAAGCAUGAUGGGGUCCAGUGGCACUAGUUUGUGGGGCGCUUCUUCUGGCUGGAAUGCUACUCCCGUUGCGCCCCCUCAAAAUACCCUAUGGGGGAGCUCAGGAACUCCUACGGCACAACAGCCUCAGCCUCAAUUAAGCUCGUUUAACGCAAAUGACAUCUGGGGGGCAUCUGUCUCCGCACCCACCAACUCCAACAACCUUUUCGGCACUUCUCAGGCGCAGCCCGUGCCGAAGAAGGAAGACGUAUUCGGGGAUCUGUGGGGCGACUUUAAGUAA
Messenger RNA from Suillus paluster, 1200 nucleotides. RefSeq lists its product as uncharacterized. Bases 1 to 1200 code for a protein of 399 amino acids. Gene Ontology annotation, biological process: endoplasmic reticulum to Golgi vesicle-mediated transport; intra-Golgi vesicle-mediated transport; endocytosis. The record is from RefSeq and is a predicted model, not a curated record. Gene Ontology annotation, cellular component: Golgi apparatus. The transcript is spliced from 5 exons. Lineage: Eukaryota; Fungi; Basidiomycota; Agaricomycetes; Boletales; Suillaceae. Gene Ontology annotation, molecular function: GTPase activator activity; metal ion binding.